Molecule: messenger RNA, 3774 nt
Organism: Lacerta agilis (Sand lizard)
Lineage: Eukaryota; Metazoa; Chordata; Lepidosauria; Squamata; Lacertidae
Gene: DAB2IP
Product: DAB2 interacting protein
Exons: 16
Coding region: 104-3673 (1189 amino acids)
Biological process (GO): regulation of GTPase activity
Source: RefSeq, a predicted model, not a curated record
UUUCUUCCGUAAACUGAGAAGGUAGAAAGAUCCGGGUGGGGGCUGGCCUUGCACAUAAGAGAGAGAUCUAAAGAGAAAGAGAGACAGAGUGAGGCAAGAAGACAUGUCGGUCAACGGUAGGAGAAGUUGUGGGAGACCCUCUUACUACUACCGACUGCUCCGGAGAUCACGUCUUCAGAGGCAGCGGAGCCUGUCCAGAAGCAGGAACAGGCAACUGAGCCGGGAGUCCCCACCAGAGAGGACUGGGCAGCGGCGUGGCCUGCCCAGCGGGGGGGCAGAGAAGAACCCCAGCAUGGAGCCGGCUGCCACGACGCCGUUUCGUGUCACAGGGUUCCUGAGCCGGCGGCUUAAAGGCUCCAUCAAGAGGACAAAGAGCCAACCCAAGCUCGACAGGAACAGCAGCUUCCGGCACAUUCUACCUGGCUUCAAGAACGCGGACAAUGAAAGAUCCCAUCUAAUGCCCAGGCUGAAGGAAUCUCGCUCCCACGAGUCACUGCUCAGUCCAAGUAGCGCUGUGGAGGCCCUGGAUCUCAGCAUGGAGGAAGAAGUGGUCAUUAAGCCCGUUCAUAGCAGCAUCCUGGGGCAGGAUUUCUGCUUCGAGGUGACGACGUCGUCCGGGAGCAAAUGCUUUUCCUGCCGCUCUGCAGCAGAGCGGGACAAGUGGAUGGAGAACCUGCGCCGUGCUGUGCACCCGAACAAGGACAACAGCCGGCGGGUGGAGAACAUGCUCAAAGUGUGGAUUAUCGAAGCCAAAGACUUGCCAGCCAAGAAGAAGUACCUGUGCGAACUCUGCCUAGACGAGGUCCUCUACGCAAGGACCACAUGCAAGUUGAAAACGGACAAUGUCUUCUGGGGGGAGCACUUUGAGUUCAACAACCUCCCAUCCCUGAGGGGCAUCACGGUCCACCUGUACAAGGAGACCGACAAGAAGAAGAAGAAGGACAAGACCAACUUCAUUGGGCUGGUCAGCAUCCCAGCGGGCUCUGUCACGGGCCGGCAGUUUGUGGAGAAGUGGUACCCUGUGGUGACACCCAACCCCAGCAAGGGCAAGUCCGGGGGGCCCAUGAUCCGCAUCAAGUCACGCUACCAAAGCAUGAGCAUUCUCCCCAUGGAAAUGUACAAGGAGUUUGCCGAGUACAUCACCAACAACUACAUGGUCCUCUGCUCAGUUCUGGAGCCAGUCCUGAGUGUGAAGAACAAGGAGGAGAUGGCCGCGGCCCUUGUCCACAUCCUGCAGAGCACAGGGAAGGCCAAGGAUUUCUUGACGGACCUCAUGAUGUCCGAGGUGGACCGAUGUGGCGAAAAUGAGCACCUUAUUUUCCGAGAGAACACCCUCGCCACGAAAGCGAUCGAGGAGUACCUGAAGCUGGUGGGGCAGAAAUACUUGCAAGAUGCCUUAGGCGAGUUCAUCAAGGCACUGUACGAAUCGGACGAAAACUGUGAGGUGGAUCCCAGCAAGUGCUCCUCUUCAGACCUCCCAGAGCAUCAGAGCAACCUGAAGAUGUGCUGCGAGCUGGCCUUCUGCAAGAUCAUCAACUCGUACUGCGUCUUCCCGAGAGAGCUGAAGGAGGUCUUCGCCUCGUGGCGCCAGGAGUGCAGCAGCCGUGGCCGCCCAGACAUCAGUGAGCGACUGAUCAGCGCCUCCCUGUUCCUCCGCUUCCUCUGCCCGGCCAUCAUGUCGCCCUCCCUCUUCAGCCUCCUCCAGGAGUAUCCCGAUGACCGCACAGCCCGCACCCUGACCCUGAUCGCCAAGGUCACGCAGAACCUGGCCAACUUCGCAAAGUUUGGCAGCAAAGAAGAAUAUAUGUCCUUCAUGAACCAGUUCCUGGAGCACGAGUGGACCAACAUGCAGCGGUUCCUGUUGGAGAUCUCCAAUCCAGAGACUCUAUCUAACACGGCCGGUUUCGAAGGCUACAUUGACCUGGGCCGUGAACUCUCCACCUUACACUCUCUGCUCUGGGAGGUUGUGAUUCAGCUGGACCAGAGCACAGCAACAAAGCUUGGACCCUUGCCGCGCAUUCUGAGGGACGUCAAUUCGGCCCUCAGCAACCCGUCCUGUGUGCAAGUCUCCGUCACAGCAGAUCAUGCUGCCUCGACGCCCAACGCCAGCAACAGCAUAUCUGUGGGGCUGCAGAAGAUGGUGAUCGAGAACGACUUAUCUGGUCUGAUAGAUUUCACACGGUUACCGUCUCCAACCCCUGAAAACAAGGACUUGUUUUUUGUCACAAGGUCUGCGGGGGCCCAGCCCUCACCUGCCCGGAGCUCCAGCUACUCGGAGGCCAAUGAGCCCGAUGUCCAGAUGUCCAACGGCAGCAAGAGCCUCUCCAUGGUGGACUUGCAGGACAGCCGGGUUCUGGACGGUGUGGCCGCCCUCCCGGGGCCGGCUGACCCACUCGGCGAUGGGCCCCCCUCCAUCGGGCAGGCCCCGGGCCCCUGGGGCACGCGGACUCAGCAGAACGCCGUGGCCGCCAUGGCCACCGUGCGCCGGGCGGGCCAGACCCCCACGACACCCGGCGCGGAGGGCACCCCCGGACGGCCCCAGCUCCUGGCGCCCCUCUCCUUCCAGAACCCUGUGUACCAGAUGGCAGCAGGCCUGCCCCUCUCGCCCCGCGGGUUGGCGGACUCGGGCUCCGAAUGCCACAGCUCCCUCAGCUCCCACAGCAACAGCGAGGACUUGGCAGCGGUGGGCAAGCAUGGCUUCGCCAACCCCGUUGUGGUUGCCGCCGCGACCGAGGACUUCAACCGGCGGGCAGGGGAGCUGGCCCGCCGGCAACUCUCACUUUCGGACAAGGGUGGGCAGCCCACCAUGCCCCGGCAGAACAGCGGGGGGCCCCAGAGGCGGAUAGACCAGCCGCCCCCGCCCCCACCACCCCCGCCAGUGACUCGGGGCCGGACGCCGCCCUCACUGCUGAGCACGAUGCAGUACCCACGCCCCUCCAGCGGGGGCAUGCUCUCCUCCUCGCCCGACUGGCCGGGCAGCGGGGCACGGCUGCGGCAGCAGUCCUCCUCCUCCAAGGGCGACAGCCCAGAGAUGAAGCAGCGAACGGUGCAUAAGCAGGCCCCUUCUCCUGUGAACCCCAAUGCCCUGGACCGCACAGCCGCUUGGCUUUUGAAUAUGAACGUGCAGUUUUUAGAAGAGGAGAGCAGUGACUCAGAACCCAAGCACAGGGAUAAGAUCCGGAAUAAAGAGGAGUUCGGCCAAGGGGAAAAGCAGUAUCAGCAGGACGUGGUGGUCCUGCAGGACAAGCUGCGCAUCUCGAACAAGAAGCUGGAGGAGUACGAAGCCCGCUUCAAGUGCCAGGAGGAGAAUACGCAGAAGCUGGUGCUGGAGUAUCAGGCGCGGCUGGAGGAAAGCGAGGAGCGUCUGCGGCGGCAGCAGGAAGACAAGGAGAUUCAGAUGAAGGGCAUCAUCAGCAGGCUGAUGUCAGUGGAGGAGGAGUUGAAAAAAGAUCACGCAGAAAUGCAGGCAGCUGUGGACUCGAAGCAGAAGAUCAUAGAUGCACAGGAAAAGCGCAUUGCCUCACUGGAUGCAGCCAAUGCCCGGCUCAUGAGCGCCCUCACCCAGCUGAAAGAGAGGUACAGCUCGCAGACCCGUAAUGGGAUCUCCCCUACCAACCCAACUAAAUUGCAGAUUACCGAGAACGGCGAAUUCCGAAACAGCAGCAAUUGUUAACCCGGUGGGAGUUGGCGGCUGCUGCUGAGGGAGAUUGAGAGGAAAGGAGAGAGGAAGGAGAGGAGAGGAGAGGAGGAGGAGGAGGAGAGAAAGAGAGGAGA